This is a messenger RNA of Stylonychia lemnae, 2256 nucleotides long. NCBI's taxonomy places the organism in Eukaryota, Ciliophora, Spirotrichea, Sporadotrichida, Oxytrichidae. The record is from the annotation of a GenBank genome assembly.
AUGUUAGAAUCAUAAGAUACUUAGAAUGCAGUUCCUAAUGGUGAUUUAUACGUGAGAUUACCUCCUAACAUUAGUAAAGUGUAAUAAUAUAGAAGUAUUGUGGAGUAAGCUUAGCAGCAGCAGUUACUUAAGGAAAAUUAAGAAGUGUCGAACUUUACUAGAUUACCUAAGAUUAUAUAGAGAAACGUAUAGGAGUUUAAAACUGAUAUUAAGAAUGACAUACCCACAAAGAGUCUUAGAAAUAAAGAUCAUUAAAGUAGAAAUUAUGAAACAGAUCAAAUUCAAAGCUAGAGAGGAUAUUCGAGAGAGGAUUUAAAAACAGCUAGAAGCAAUCUCAGAAUACUUAAAAGAAGAAUGUCUACUAAAAGCCUAAAUCAAAGUAUGUAUGCUGGAGGAAAAGUUGCUAAUGAAAAAAAUUAGAGAGAUUAAGGAAAUAGUAAUAAGAAACUUAAUAAGACAUUUUAAAAUUAGAAAUCUUAAUCCAGAAAUAGCAUGAUGAGUUAAAAUGAAUUUUAGGAUAAUGAUUAUUAAGAAAGUAGUAGUUAGACUAAAAAGAUAGUAUCCAGCAACAAAUAGAAAACUGCUUAACCUAUCAAAAAACCUUAAUAAUAGCAGAAUCAUUAGCUCUCACAGGACAGUCAGUACCUCGAGAGUGAUGAGGAUCAAAAUUCAACGAUAGACUUUGAAGAAUUUAAAAGACAAGAAUUAUUGAAGUUGCAAUAUAUCAGGCAAAGAGAUAAGAAAGUCCUUAAAAAGCAUGGAGUUGUAAGGAAGCCUUAACUAACAGCAUACAGAGUACCCUAGGAAGAAAAGACUAGAAAUCUGAAGGAAUCUGUGAAAUUGAGUCUGUCUGCAACUAACAAUAAAAGUCCAUAAAAUACUUCUUAAAAUCUAGAUUCAAUCAACAAUAUGAUUCUUAAUGGCGGGAUUAAAUUACCUAGACUAGGAGCCUAACUGAUAGAGAAAAUAGAUUCUAGAUAAUCUCUUAAUUAAUCUUUGAAUUAAAACCUGAGCACUUAGUAAACAUCUUAUAGGAGAGUUAACGUUUCAUCUGCUAACUAUAAUAAUGGACUCCAAGUCACUUAAUAUUCUAAAAUAAUUAAAGAUAGACCAUUCAAGAUACAAAGAAUAAUUCAAGACAAGAACCUUCUUCAACUGCAUAAGUAGAGGAUUAAUCAAUCAAGUAGCAGAGAUAUCAUAGAUGAGUAAAAGCAUCAAGAUUAUAAUGAUUCUUAAUAAUAGAGUCCUCAAAAGUAAUAGAUCAGCAAAGAAGUAACGAAUGGAUAAAGAAGAGUACUAAAUCAGUCAAGGUUAAAAGCCUUGACUGAGGAAUCAAAUUAAGGGUUCUCUCAGUAUGAUUUGAAAUCUAUUAUUGGUCCAUCUAGAACAGAGAAUUACUCUAAACUUGAUAGCCCUGAAAAGUCUAAUUAAAAAAAUGGCAAGCAAUACUCUUAGUAUGAUUUAGAUAAGAUUCAAGAAGAUGAAUAUGCAGGUGAUUCAAAUCAAAUUGGUGAUAGAAUUGAGUGCCCCAGUUGUCAAAGAAAGUUUAUUUAAGAGGCCUAUGAGAAACAUAUAAAAGUGUGUUAAAAGGUGUUUAUGAAAAAGAGGAAGGUAUUCAAUGCUCGCAAGUAAAGAUAAAAUCAAGAUGAUUCUCCCCAUGAUAAAUAUAAGCAACCCUCAAGUCAUCAAUCUCAGAAUAUAGAUCAUAAUCAAAGGCAAUUACCAUUAACUUUUGAAAAUAAGAAACUCUAAAAUAAAGCUAAGCAAGGAGUGUCAAAUAAAAGAUAAUAAUAGAACUAUGAUGAGUCACAAGAUGGGCAUCAAGAUAUUACUUAAAGGGCUGGAAAUGUACAAAGUAAAAAGAGUGGGAAGUGGAAAUACCAGAGUGAAACAUUUAGGAGAAAUCUCAAAGCAGCCAGAGGAGUAGAUGUAAAUAAUGAAUUCGAUAAGUCUACCAACUUCCGAGGUGUUCAUAACUAAUACUCAGAAGAAGCUGAUGAUAGAAUCCUAUGCUAAUACUGCAGUAGAAAAUUCAAUUAAAAUGCUGCAGAUAGACACAUUCCAGUCUGUCAGUAGAAAUACAAGUAAGAUUUAAUCAAGAAUAGAGACAAUAAUGCUAAGAGUAGAAGCAAAAGUAGAGGUAAUGCCUACGGCGCCUAAGUAAGGCAAUCCAACCUCAAAUCUAAUAAUAGCAACUAUAGAAGUAACUAGAGUAAUCAAAGAUCAAGGUCAAAUUUAAGAAGUUAAAAAUAUUGA